Empidonax traillii (willow flycatcher) is the source of this 5247-nucleotide messenger RNA. Its product is annotated as cullin-9-like. Bases 104 to 5233 code for a protein of 1709 amino acids. Lineage: Eukaryota; Metazoa; Chordata; Aves; Passeriformes; Tyrannidae. The record is from RefSeq and is a predicted model, not a curated record. The transcript is spliced from 23 exons.
CCUUCCUUUUCCCUGCGCCGGGGGUCGGCCGACUCCCCGCGCACCGGGACCGGGCUGUGCCCUGCCCUUCCCGGCCUCGCUGCGGCUCCAGCGGCGGCGGUGCAUGGAGACUGCAAGAAGAUUCCCAUCUGGCUUGCUGCAAAUUCCAAGGAAGACACAAUUGAAGGUAGGCACAUCUGCUGCCAUGGUGAAUGAGAAGCACAGUGGCAACCUGCUUGUGCAGCUGGGACCCAAACUGCAGGCCUACCCGGAGAAGCUGCUCCAGCAGCGGCGAGGCCGCGAUGGCCAGCCCGAAUACCUGAUCCAAUGGAGUGUGAUUAGGUUAGAAGAGAGAGCAGUGGGAGGCAGCAGUGCCUCCUCUGCAGAGACCAAGCCAGAGAACAUCUCAAUGUGGAUGUCUGCAGAAGAGGUCUGUGCCAGCUGCCCAGCUCUCCUGGGCAAGAGGAAGCUGGAAGGGCGGUGGGUGAAAGAGGAGAAGGCGCCCAGCCCAUUGGCUGCAGAUGUCCCGCUGGACGAAGCCUCGCUGCUGGAGAUGAAGGCCGAUGUCAGGAGCCUGGUGCAGCGAGCCGAGCGGCAGGUGGCCGAGGCCGGGACGCCCGAGUGCUCCAUCCUGAGCACUGUGCACGUGCUGAGCGCCUACGCCAGCAUCGGCUCUCUGGUGGGUGCCUUCAGGGAGACGGGAGCCCUGGACGUGCUGAUGAAGAUGCUGUGCCACAGGGAGAAGCAGAUCCGCCACGGUGCCGGCAAGAUGCUGCGGGCCCUGGCUUCGCAUGAUGCAGGUGGGGGCUGCUGCUGCUCAGAUCCACUGUGGAGGUGCUGCUGGGCAGCUGAGGGGCUGCUCCCUGAGGAGAGGAGCCGUGUGAAGCAGGAGUUUGAGUUCAGCAUGGCCAUGGCAAACCUCAUCUCGGAGCUGGUGCACGUGAUGGGCUGGAACCACAACCACAAGCCAGAGCUGCCGCCCCGAAAGGAGCUCCGGCCUCGCGCCACCCGCUCCAUCUUCCAGCACAAAACCCCAACCAGAUCUGCUGUCCAAAUGCCUGUGCUCAGUUCAAACCAUGGUGCUUACAAAAAGCAGAACCGUGCCUUCCUGACCCCAUCAGACUUCGCAGAGAGCAAUGACUAUGUGGAGUACUUACAGGCAAACCUGGUGCCUGGCAUGAGGGUGCGCUUGCUGGAGGACUGUGGUGACAUUAGAGCUGGGGAGGAAGGCGAGUGUCUUCAGAGCACCAACAGCAUGCACACAGUACAGGUUUUAUGGCAGUCAACAGGUCGGACCUACUGGAUGCGUUGGCACACAUUGGAGAUUAUUGGCUUUGGAGACCAGUGGGAAGAUCCUGCUGCUCAGGAAAAGGAAUAUAGUCCAAUAAAGAGCUUUAAUCUAGACACAGUGUUUGUCCUGGUGAAGCGCUACCUGUGUGUCACUUCUCUCCUGGACAAGCUGAGCAGCAGUGUGGAGCAGGGAGAGGAGCAGCAGGGCUGCGCUGUGCCCAGGCUGCUCCCUGAGGAGAGGAGCCGUGUGAAGCAGGAGUUUGAGUUCAGCAUGGCCAUGGCAAACCUCAUCUCGGAGCUGGUGCAUGUGAUGGGCUGGAACCACAACCACAAGCCAGAGCUGCCUCCCCAAAAGGAGCUCCGGCCUCGCGCCACCCGCUCCAUCUUCCAGCACAAAACCCCAACCAGAUCUGCUGUCCAAAUGCCUGUGCUCAGUUCAAACCAUGGUGCUUACAAAAAGCAGAGCCGUGCCUUCCUGACCCCAUCAGACUUCGCAGAGAGCAAUGACUAUGUGGAGUACUUACAGGCAAACCUGGUGCCUGGCAUGAGGGUGCGCUUGCUGGAGGACUGUGGUGACAUUAGAGCUGGGGAGGAAGGCGAGUGUCUUCAGAGCACCAACAGCAUGCACACAGUACAGGUUUUAUGGCAGUCAACAGGUCGGACCUACUGGAUGCGUUGGCACACAUUGGAGAUUAUUGGCUUUGGAGACCAGUGGGAAGAUCCUGCUGCUCAGGAAAAGGAAUAUAGUCCAAUAAAGAGCUUUAAUCUAGACACAGUUGCACAACCAUUUUUGUGCAAGUCCCUGAGAGGUGUGUACUCCCUGCCUUACCUGGGGCAGCCACCGACCAAGGCUGCAGAGGCCCUGAGCCGUGCUGAGUGGUGGGAGCUGCUCUUCUUCGUGAAGAAGCUGGAAGCACAGGAGCAGAAAGAGAUCGCCUUUCUCAUCCAGCAGGACCAGGGAGAGCAGGUGGAUGAAGAAGCCCUAAUCCAGCUGUCGGUGCCUGUGGAGCUGGCCCAGAAGGUGCUGCAGGUCUUGGAGAAGCGGUGCCAGGGCAGCACUCUGCGUGACCUGCGUGGCUCCCGUGUCUAUGCCAGAUACUUCCUCAUUAGGGGGGCUGAGCAGGAUGGUGGGGGGAGCACCGCAGUGUCCUCAGAGGGCAGUGGCUGCAAGAACAUUGGCUGUGAAGCCACGAUGGUCAAGUCAGCAAAGGAAGACCUUUCUGCAGCCACAGCGCCGCCCCAAGCCCCGAGUGUGGCAGUGAAGUCCGAUUCCCAGCUGUUCAGCGAGCUCUUUGAGAGGGAAGGGCUGUUGUUCCCAGAGGUGACAGAGGAGCAGAUCAAAGUGUUGGGCAGCCCCAAAGGGGUGAGCGAGAGCGGCUCGGUGGCCGAGAUUGCAGCCACGGUGGACGUGAUCCAGAGCAGCAGCUCAGCGGUGGGGCUGCGCUUAGCUGGGCUCAAGCAAAUCUUGAAGAUCCUGGAGGAGGAACCUGAGUCCGAGCAGCAAGUUGGCACAGCCCAGGGCAGGCUGGGGACCGGGAGCGCUGGGGAGAAGCUGGUGCAGGUGGCAGUGGAGCUGCUGAGCACUGAGGUGGCAGAGAAGGCGCUGGUGGCGGUGACGCUGCGGCUGCUGGCCGUGCUGAUGGCGCAGUAUGACUGGCGUGUGCCGUUUGCCACGGAGGGCGGCGUGCGGGCCGUGCUGGCCUGCAUGCAGCAGCACAGCUCCUCCGCCCUGGUGCAGCAGGCUGGCCUGGCGGUGGAUGAAGAAGCCCUGAUCCAGCUGUCGGUGCCUGUGGAGCUGGCCCAGAAGGUGCUGCAGGUCUUGGAGAAGCGGUGCCAGGGCAGCACUCUGCGUGACCUGCGUGGCUCCCGCGUCUAUGCCAGAUACUUCCUCAUUAGGGGGGCUGAGCAGGAUGGUGGGGGGAGCACCGCAGUGUCCUCAGAGGGCAGUGGCUGCAAGAGCAUUGGCCGUGAAGCCACGAUGGUCAAGUCAGCAAAGGAAGACCUUUCUGCAGCCACAGCGCCACCCCAAGCCCCGAGUGUGGCAGUGAAGUCCGAUUCCCAGCUGUUCAGCGAGCUCUUUGAGAGGGAAGGGCUGUUCUUCCCAGAGGUGACAGAGGAGCAGAUCAAAGUGUUGGGCAGCCCUAAAGGGGUGAGCGAGAGCGGCUCGGUGGCCGAGAUUGCAGCCACGGUGGACGUGAUCCAGAGCAGCAGCUCAGCGGUGGGGCUGCGCUUAGCUGGGCUCAAGCAAAUCUUGAAGAUCCUGGAGGAGGAACCUGAGUCCGAGCAGCAAGUUGGCACAGCCCAGGGCAGGCUGGGGACCGGGAGCGCUGGGGAGAAGCUGGUGCAGGUGGCAGUGGAGCUGCUGAGCACUGAGGUGGCAGAGAAGGCGCUGGUGGCGGUGACGCUGCGGCUGCUGGCCGUGCUGAUGGCGCAGUAUGACUGGCGUGUGCCGUUUGCCACGGAGGGCGGUGUGCGGGCCGUGCUGGCCUGCAUGCAGCAGCACAGCUCCUCCGCCCUGGUGCAGCAGGCUGGCCUGGCGGCCCUGAAGGUGCUGGUGGGAGCUGCAGACGGUGAGCCAGGAGGUGGUGGUGGGAAGUCCUUGCCCUGGAACCAUGCCGACGCGCAGAUGAUGCGGGAGAUCUUUGCUAGCAUCGGCUCUGCCUCGAGCGAGGGCUCUGCCAGUCUGCUGAGUACCAUCCCUGCUGCCCUGAGCACCAUGCAGAGGGUCCCAGGGGGCUCCUCAGGAGUGCAGAACGGCUUGCUGGUGGUGAACAUGCUGAUGGAUGGGCACCGGGGCCUGGCGGAGCAGCUGGCGAGCUGCGACCUCCCCACGGUGCUGCAGAGCUGCUGGAGGGACGGGCAGAGCAGCGGCUGCCCUCAUGCAGUGCUGGCCCUGCGCGCCAUCAACCGCCUCGCAGAGCACCGUCUGCCCCUGGACCUGGAGGCAGCAGGCGGAGAAGCCCCACUGGACCUGAAGGGCGUGCGGAUGCUUCUGGGCAGGCUGGAGGAUGGCGCCUUGUCCAAGGAGGUGGUGGUGGCCCUGGAGCGGCAGCUCUGCGGGGAAGGCCCUGUCCCCUCUGGGCAGGUGGCGCAGCUGCUGCAGGACCACAGCUGCUUCAGGCUGCUGCUGCGCAGCUUGGAGCUGCUGGGGGCGGAGAAGGCUGUGAGCCUGAGCAUCCUCAGGGUCCUGAACAAGUUCCUGGACAGUUAUCAGGAGGAUGUGCUGCCCUGGCACGAGUGUGUGGAGCCCUGUGUGUCCAAGGACUGUGUGGUGGUGAUGUGCCACGUGGGCACCCACGAGGCUCUGUCCAAAGCCCUGGAAAAGCACAGCGUGGCUCCGUCGCUGGCACCAGCCCUGCUCAACCUGGUGACGGACUGUGAGAAGUACGCCAGCCUCUACAAGAAGCUGACGACCAGCAUCUUGGCUGGCUGCAUCCAGCUGGUCCUGGGACAGAUUGAGGAGCACCGCCGGAGCCACCAGCCCAUCGACAUCCCCUUCUUUGAUGUCUUCCUGCAAAACCUGUGCCGAGGCUCCAGCAUGGAGGUGAAGGAAGAGAAGUGCUGGGAGAAGGUGCAGGUCUCCUCCAACCCGCACCAGGCCAGCAGGCUCACAGACAGGAACCACAAGACAUACUGGGAGUCAAAUGGCAGCACUGGCUCCCACUUCAUCACUGUGCACAUGCAGUGUGGUGUGGUGAUCAGGGAGAUGAGCAUGCUGGUGACCAGUGAGGACUCCAGUUACAUGCCAUCCCGUGUCAUGGUGCUGGGUGGGGACAGCCCUGCCACCAUCAGAACGGAGCUCAACACAGUUACCAUCCUGCCUUCGGACAGCAGAGUGAUCCUGCUGGAGAACAUGACCCGCUUCUGGCCCAUCAUCCAGAUCCGGGUGAAGCGGUGCCAGCAGGUAGGGGAGCAGGGGCCAGGCCAGCGAGCUGGCAGUGUGGGGUAUCAGGGCUGUGCCUGAGGAACUGAGGGUAA